This is a messenger RNA of Phaeodactylum tricornutum CCAP 1055/1, 492 nucleotides long. RefSeq names its product heat shock protein Hsp20 (gene HSP20A). Bases 1 to 492 code for a protein of 163 amino acids. NCBI's taxonomy places the organism in Eukaryota, Bacillariophyta, Bacillariophyceae, Surirellales, Neidiaceae. The transcript has a single exon. Gene Ontology annotation, biological process: response to heat; protein complex oligomerization; response to hydrogen peroxide. The record is from RefSeq and is a predicted model, not a curated record.
AUGGCGCUCAACCGAUACAACCACAAUCCCUUCUUCGGACAUGGUGUUGACGAGUUCUUCGCUCCCUCGCCGUUCUUUUCGCGAGACCCGAUCUUUGACUUGAUGCCGGUUCUCACAAACUUGGAGCGCAACGAGGACAUGUCUCUUCUCCGAACCUCUCCCGGCUACGAGAUCAGCGAGAACGAAGGAAAGUAUCAGAUCCACGUGGACGUUCCUGGCGUCAAAGCCGCCGACAUGAAUGUCGAACUUGAGAACGAGGGCAAGGUUCUUCGCAUAUCCGGAGGACGAAAGGUCGAGAAAAAAGGCGAAGUUUCGGAGACGCGUUUCGAUAAACGCUUUACGAUCGGUGACAACAUUGAUAUGGAGAAAAUGACGGCUAACCUUGUGGACGGAGUGUUAACUUUGACGGCGCCCAAAAAGGCGAAAGAGGAGAAACCUCUCAAAAAGAUUGCGAUCACCGAGGGACCCCAGGAAGAAGAAAAGAAAGCCUAG